Molecule: messenger RNA, 2407 nt
Organism: Diachasma alloeum
Lineage: Eukaryota; Metazoa; Arthropoda; Insecta; Hymenoptera; Braconidae
Product: serologically defined colon cancer antigen 8 homolog
Exons: 8
Coding region: 1-2346 (781 amino acids)
Biological process (GO): centrosome cycle; neuron migration; tube formation
Cellular component (GO): centrosome; centriole
Source: RefSeq, a predicted model, not a curated record
AUGCUAACGACGAGCAACUAUCCACGACGAUGCCGCACAGGUGGUACAUCCGUUAUCGGUGUCUCCACGUCCCCAGGUACUCUGCUCACACGACCAAAAUUACCACUGAGGUCUUACAUCAAACCGAGGGGCACUUACCAUUUCUCACACAUAGAAAAUGCACCCUUUGGUAGACCCAAGCGAUUCAGAGUCCGGAAAAUGAGCUCGCUGCAGAAGAUGGACGUUGGAAAGAAGAAGAUGCCGGACUAUACGGAGACUGCUUACAGGGAAGCCGUAUCGAAGCUGAAGUAUCUUCUGGCUGAGUCUUAUACACCGAGAUCAACAGGUAAAAUUCACCGCGAAAGGGGUAUCUAUCGUCGCAGCAACCUCCGCCUGCACGAGUCCGCCGAGGACACGGACGAUCGAAGUGCCGUGAGCGAAUGUAUCUCAUCCGCCGACAAAGUUCGCCUGCCAGCAUCGAUCCUAACUGCCGAAGACUCCCAACUGACGCCGCGAGAGCUCACAUCAUUUAUAAUGCGUCAAGAGCAGUACAUCGAGCAAUUGGAGCAGGAGUCACGCUACUGCAAAAACGAGUUGAAGAACCUCCUCGGUAAAAUUCGCGAAGUAGUAGCUGAGAACGAAGCUCUCCACGAUAAAAACAAAACAGGCCUGUUGAAAGCCUUUUUGACUGAGUACGAGAGUUGUGACGAGGUGAAACGAUUGGAAGGUAAAUCCCUGCCCUCAACGGAGCUGGAGGUGCACUCCAGCCCUGGAAAGAAGAUGAAACUCCAGAGGAUGGACGGGCCUGCGAUAAUGUACGAGUCCAGGAUCAGUGAGCUCGAGGCGCAAUUGACACAGGCGAGAAUUGAACUUAAGAAAGCCCUAGAGGACAAAACGUCGAGUCUGAAGAGAUCGGACACUGGUGCUUCCAGUCCGGAGGCAGUUGUCCAGUUGGAGCAAGUGAUGCGAGAGAAACGAGAGACGAAUUCUAAACUCGAUGAAACCCUGAAGAGUCUGCAGGCAGCGCGCGAGAGAGAGACUGAAGCCAGUCAGAAGGCGAAACGUGCGAUGGAUUCUGCUCAGCAGGCGGAGUUCGAGAAGAGUCAGGCGGAGGCGGAGAUCAGGAGGCUGAAGGACGAGUUGGAGAGGCAACGGGAGAAGAUCAGGGAAGCUACGCAGGAUGCCUGCAGGAGACUGGCCGAGGAGAGACACCAGGUGGAGAGGAGGUAUGGGCAUCAGAUGGAGCAGCUCUCCGCCGAUGUAGCGACGCACUGGGACGCGGCGUCCAAGUCCCAGCUGGAGAUUGAGAAACAACGACGAGAGAUUCUGGAUCUCAAGAGGGAAUUGAAUCAGAAGCAGGCGGUCAUUGAGGAUCUCAAGAAGGAAAUGCAGUCUAAAACAUCAAGCCUCCAGAGCGACUUGACUCAACUCUCGGCAGAGAAAGAUGCAGUUGAGCAGGAACUUGCCACAGCAAAACUGGGGGCUGAGCGGAGCGAACGUCAUGCUCGUCAAGAGCAGAGUCGUUGGCAAACAGAAAUCAAUUCUUAUAAACAGAGAAUUGAGCGGGCGGACGCUGACAUCGUGCACUGUCGACGAGAGAACCUGAGGUUGUCUGAGCAGAUUGCUUCCUUGGAGAAAGAGUUAAAUAUGACGAGAAUUAUCCACGUGGAGACAACUGCAACUCCUAGGAAAGAUAAAAACAAGGACGUGACAUCGAUGAUAAUGGAUAUGGAGGGAAAAAACGCUGCUCAAUUGGGUGGUCUUGAAGACGCUCUCAGCAAUCAGGCAAAGCUCAUUUCUCAACUGACUGCCGAAUGCCAAUCUCUCACACAGCGUUUGGAAGCUAACAACCACACGCACAAGGAAGAGAUGGCCCGGUUACAAAGUAACAUAGACUAUUUGACGAGCAAAUUCCGGGAUACGCUUGAAAAUCCGAAAGGAAAACUAUCGUCAACCCCCGAAUCAGGUGCAGACCCCAGUAAACAAUCCCACAAGCCCGCAACCGAAGAAACCCACCCCCAAGACCCUACUCAUCCUUACUCAGCAACGUCUGAUGAUACUUACGCGCAUAGCUACACGAACCCCCAACAAAAACCUGACGAGAUGGAUCAGGCACAGUACCAGGACCCGCAGAACUACGAAAAUUACCCUGCAGACUACUCCACCCAGGAUUACAGUCAGUACGAGCAGUACGAGCCAUCGUCGUAUCAACAGUCUGCCGAGGGGACCCACGGGCAGACUGAAGAGGGUCUUUAUGACGGCAAUCAACAAUAUGAGCAUUAUGGAAACAAUGAUUACCUCGAGAAUCAACAGGUUCCCCAUGACCAACAGUAUGUUGAGUCCAACCCAGGCGAUAAUGUCGCGUAAUCCCAGGAGAAGAAUCCAAAUUUCAAUAGAUAAUUUUCGUUUCAGGCACUUGAAAACUCAA